Impatiens glandulifera is the source of this 5225-nucleotide messenger RNA. Its product is annotated as zinc finger CCCH domain-containing protein 44-like. Bases 286 to 4986 code for a protein of 1566 amino acids. The record is from RefSeq and is a predicted model, not a curated record. Gene Ontology annotation, molecular function: metal ion binding; protein binding; DNA binding. The transcript has 10 exons. Lineage: Eukaryota; Viridiplantae; Streptophyta; Magnoliopsida; Ericales; Balsaminaceae.
GCUAGAACCGGGAGAGACCGGUAAGAGAGAUAUAGAGAGAGAAAGAGAAAGAAAGAUUGAAAAAGCAAGCAAGAGUCGCGAUUGUCGCUGUUCAUUUUCCGCCGGUCGUGCGCCGAAAUCAUCUCAUCUCCGGCAUACUUCUGUAAAACUCAAAUCGGAGACCUUUGAAGCUUCUAUCUUUACGAGAACAGUAAGUCGGCGUUGAGCUCAUGAUCAGUAACAGGACCUGCUCUGGAAUUCAUAAAUCUAGGGUUUUAGGGGUUACUAUUGAGCAUAACCUGUCCGAUGGAAGCUAGGGAAUCUUCCAAAGGAGUUGAGGAAAAGACGAGUUGCACUGGAGUUGUGGUGGUGGAGGAGACUUUGAAGCAAGAUGUGAGGGAAGAACAGAUUCAGAAAGUUGAAGAUGCGCCACUUAUUGGAGUUUUAGUAGAGGCCGCAGCUGCUUUAGAGGCUGAUGCUGUCGCUCGGGGAUCCGAGGAGCUACCUAGUACGACUCCUCCUCCUCCUCCCGUGAACGUUGAGGUGAAAACUGUUGUUGAGAAUACUAGUGUGAAGCGAAAGCGUGGUCGGCCUCCAAAGGAUGCCGUUUCUGUUUCUGUUUCUGCUGCUCGAGGUACCGAGGAGGGAUCUAGUUCCGCUCCCGUGAGUGUAGUAGAGGUGAAAACUAUGGAGAAUAAUAGUGGAAAGAGACCGCGUGGUCGACCACCGAAGGAGGCUGUUGUUGUGGCUAUUGAUGUUGUUCGGACCACUGAGGAGGGAUCUAGUUCUGUUCCUGUGAGCGCUGAGGUGAAAAAUUUGGAGAAUAGUAUAGGAAAGAGAACACGUGGUCGACCACCCAAGGAGCCUGUUGUUAUUGCUGCUAUUGAUGUUGCUCCGCCAGCUGAGGAGGGAUCUAGUUUGGCUUUGGCUAGCGUAGAGGUGAAAACUUUUGAGGAUGGGAGCGAGAAGCGUAAGCGUGGCAGGCCUCCGAAGGGUUUGCCAAAGUUGCCACAGCCGGUAAAGAAGAAAAAAGAUGAAGAGGAUGUAUGUUUCAUAUGCUUUGAUGGAGGGAGCCUUGUCCUAUGCGAUCGCAGAGGUUGUCCAAAGGCAUAUCAUCCAUCUUGUGUUAAGCGUGAUGAGGCAUUCUUUCAGUCAAAGGCUAGGUGGGAUUGCGGCUGGCACAUUUGUAGUAACUGUGAAAAGGCCGCCAAUUAUAUGUGCUACACUUGUACAUAUUCACUGUGCAAGGCAUGUACAAGGGAUGCUGAUUAUGUGUGUGUACGAGAAAAUAAAGGCUUUUGCUCAAUGUGCAUGAAAACUAUUAUGCUCAUUGAAAAGAAGGAUCAAAGGGAAAAUGAAACGGUUGUAGUGGACUUUGAUGAUAAGAGUAGCUGGGAAUAUUUAUUCAAAAUGUACUGGCUUUAUUCAAAGCAGAAGCUAUCUCUAACUUUGGAUGAGCUGACAAAAGCUAGAAAUCCUUGGAGUGUAGAUGGCCAUAUUAUUUUUGAAGGGAGAGAUAUAGAUGCUAUUAGCGGUAAAAAUGAUCUCCAACAUCCUAUCUUUGGGAUCCAUUCUGAGAGCAAGGAGACAAAGGUAUUUUGUGGGAGUAAGGGGAGCAACCAUCAGACACAGUUACUUAAUGGCAAUUUUUCUCCUACAAUAAAUAAGUUAGACAGUGAUGAAGGUGCACAUGCGGCUGUCUCUGCAAAAUGGGCAUCCAAGGAACUCUUAGCAUUUGUUGCUCAUGUGAAGAAUGGUGAUAUAUCUGAGUUGUCUAUACAAGAUGCACAAGCUCUCUUAUCGGACUAUGUGAAGAAAAAUAAUCUCCCUGAUCCUAGCCAAAAAAGUCAGAUCAUUUGUGAUGCUAGACUUUCCAAACUCUUUGGGAAACCACGUGUUGGUCACAUUGAAAUGCUAAAACUCCUUGAGUUUCAUUUUCCCAUCAAGGACGACUCCUUGGAAGAUGUUAAUAGAUCUAGUGUCUAUCCUGCUGUUGCAAGUCAGGCAAACAGUAACACUAAUAUUAGCAACUUUUUGGCGAUGGGUACAGAGAUAAAAAGUAAAACCCUUAAAAUGGGUGAGGACAAAGGGCCUCCAGCAAACCUGCAUGAAUAUGCUGCAGUAGAUGUUCAUAACAUUAGUUUGAUUUACUUGCGCCGUAGUUUGUUGGAGAAUCUAAUUGAUGAGAGUGGUAAGCUACAUAAUAUUGCUGUGGGCUCCUUUGUGCGAAUAGGUGUCUCUGGUGGUGAUCAUGAGCAGGAUAUCUUUAGACUUGUCCAAGUUGUAGGUACUUGUAUGGUGGCCAAACCCUAUAAAAUUGGUGAGAAAUCAGUGAAUGUUGCACUUGAGAUAUUAAAUCUGGAUAAGAAGGAGGCUAUUUCAAUCAGUGCCCUCUCAAAUCAGAUGUUUUCAGAGGACGAAUGCAGACGUUUACGUGAAAGCAUAAAAUGUGGGCUAGUCAAACACUUAACUGUAGGCCAAAUACUGGAAAAAUCGAAGGCACUUCGUGAAGUUAUAAUGAAUGAUUGGCUGGAAAAAGAAGUAAUACGGCUGAAUCAGCUGCGUGAUCAAGCAAAUGAGAAGGGGCAAGAAAAGGAGCUUAGAGAAUUUGUGGAGAAAAUAGAACUCAUGAAGUCACCUGAAGAAAGGCAGCGCAGACUGCUAGAUGUUCCUGAAGUACAUAUUGACCGACAUAUGAAAGCGAAUAGUCAAUCUGAUCAAGGUGCUGGAUUAUUUGCUGCAAAAAAUCAAGCUGCAUAUGGGAAAACUAGAGGUUCUGGACUCAACAUAAAUGAAAAGGAAGCUAUUUCAUCAAAGGACAACAACAAAUCAUAUCCUACACGCAACAAGAAAUCAAAGGUUUCAUCUAAUAAUAUUGACAAGAAGGAAAACAAGUACAUUGCAUCUGAUUCCGCUAAACCCUCAAAUGGUGGGGACAAAGGUGCCAAAACUGAUGUUGGUGGUUCAAAUACUCCAGCCGCAGUUACUUCUAUACCUAUUUCUGGGAUUUCUUCAGAAGCUUCAGUUGCAUCUCUCUCUACUGGAACUUCUCCACCACCACUGGUCUUGCUUAAUAAUGAAGCUGAUAAUCUUUGGCAUUAUCGAGAUCCAGAUGGGAAUAUUCAGGGACCGUUCUGUUUGUUAAUGCUGCGAAAAUGGAGCUUAUCUGGAUACUUCCCACCUGAUCUUAGAAUAUGGAGCAUAUAUGAUAAGGAAGCAAACUCUUUACUUCUACUCAACUUACUGAAAGGCCAACCGCCCAACAAACCGACAUCAGUGCAACAACCCAGUCUCUCUUUACCCUCUCAAGAAGUUGUUGUUCAAGUUGCCAAAGAGAAUGCAUCAAAUAUAUGUUUGCCUUCAGUUACUAGUCUAGACGAUAAACAAAGUGCCAAUUGCCAAGAUAAGUUAGAAUCUGCUUCCUGGACGCCCCCUGCUGUUAACUGCAUCGAUAUAAACAAGAGUGGCUCUCCUUGUUUGGAAUCAGUUAAAGUUAACGAUCUUAGUUCUAAGCAAAUGGAGACUUCAAAGGAAUGUGGCAAUGAUGAUGAAAAUAGGAUUUGUCGUGAAAAUAAUGACCGCGAUUACUUUAGUCAUUCUUCUGGUAACAGCUGGAGACCUCCAAUAUUUGCUGCGCCGCCUAAUAAAUUGGACCUUAACACUUCUUUCAGCUUUGAGACCAAGUCAACUAAUUCUUCUGUUAGUGAUAUCCCAAUCAUGCCUAAUCCAAACGAACGCAGCAAAGAGCGGCAAUCUGAGUUGUUGAACGUUCAUAUUCAAGGAGGGUCCCAACUCCUAAAUCCGCCGAAGCCCACAUUAAACCUUGAUUAUAAUAUGGAAGAGAAAAGGGUUCCGGGUUCAGAAAAGAAACAAUCAUUGUCUUUGUCUUCGAAUUUCGUGGUUCGCGAUUCUGGCCCCACAUGGAGUAGCUCUUCCGGUUUGUUUCUGGGCGGCGGUUCAGUUCCACCACCGCCACCACAACCAGAAUCACCGCAUCCUGAAGGCUCUAACGUAUGGGUUGGACACCCUCCUGCUGCGAAAGCGUCGGUUGAAGAAUUAGGUCUCGGUCUGAUCCCCGUCCAUCCUAAGGCGGAACCAUCAAACAAUUACCCUCCAAGUACAGACAAUAUUCCUACGAUUUCCCAAACUCACCCCACGUCAGGCUGGCUAGCUAUGGUCACUGAGCCGAUCGAGCUUAGCACCUUAGCCGAGGAAUCGGUUUCAGAUCUCCUAGCGGAGGUUGACGCAAUGGAAUCCCAAGGCGGCUUGCCUUCCCCUACUUCAGCCAUGAAUUACGUGGAUUACUUGUUUGAGGAUACUGUAAACGACUGUUUUAACCCCAUCGGUCCAUUGAGUCGCACAAUUAAUUCCACAGGCAACGUGCACUUGGCUGCUCAACAACAGCAACAGCAGCAUCAUCAUCAAUCCAGUAAUAUACAAGAGACGCCACUACAAGCUGACCGCCACACUGAAGCUGUUAGGACCGGUAAGCCCAAUAAUAACUGGCAGCAAAAGGAUUCUUCCAGCCACAUACCGGAAUCCUCCAGCAUAAGCCACGAAGGGAUCAAGAGAGCUUCAUGGCCGACAAAUCUGGACGUGGGUUUAGGAAAUAUGAAUUCGGGAUGGGAAGGGGGAGGAGGAGGAAUAACAGCAGCAGCAGCAGCAACAGGCCGUGUGAAUGGAAAUGUGCAUAGAAGUGGGCAGGGUGUGUAUACAGGAGGGCGAGAUGGUAAUUCUAGUAGAUACGGUGGAGAGAGAGUCACGAGCCAAUCAGGUAGACACGGAGGAGGUGGAGGGAACGAUCAAAAUAGGCAGUCAUUAUCGUGGAGUAGACAUUCGUUGUCGGUUGGUAGUGGGAGUGGCAGUGGCGGUAAUUACUCGAGAGGUGGUGGUUCUGCUCUUCCUCCGCCGUCUCACAAGGGUGGACAACAGCAGCAGAGGGUAUGUAAAUUUUACGAGAGCGGGAGAUGUAAGAAGGGGGCUUACUGUGACUAUCUGCAUCCUUGACGAUGAUGAAGAUGAUGAAUGGGUGGGACUUAGUUUUAUCUAAAAGUUUUAAAAAAGUUGAAAAAAUGCAAUCUUUUUGCUUUAGAAUGAAAGUUUUUUAUUUUUAUUUUGUAGAAGCUAAUUAUUAAUGUAUUCAGUGUUGUUAUUAAUGCUUGUUAAUGUAACAGAAAGUAAAAAAAGUUUUAUUUAGGGCAUAAUAUUAGUAGUUAGUUAGUUAGUUAAUCAGUCUUUUGUCGUUU